This is a messenger RNA of Trichophyton rubrum CBS 118892, 488 nucleotides long. RefSeq lists its product as uncharacterized. The record is from RefSeq and is a predicted model, not a curated record. The transcript has a single exon. Bases 258 to 488 code for a protein of 76 amino acids. Lineage: Eukaryota; Fungi; Ascomycota; Eurotiomycetes; Onygenales; Arthrodermataceae.
AGCCUCAGAACUGGUGGCGCCCGCAAGCUGACCUGUCUGUGGAUGCAAGACGUUAAGUGUUCGCGGUGCAGCAAAGUGCGGAAGCGCCGUUGUACACCUGUAGGUCAUAACAAACUACCUUCAAGCUUUCUCGGCCCGAGUAUCUCAUACGGACCUUGGCAACCUGCACAGGUAACUAAUAACCUAGAAUCCAGAUCUCCACACAGUCCUAUCCGCUCGCAUCAGCACUACUUCAACUACAGGACAGGGCUCUGGGCAUGACGCAGUCAGAGAGGGAGAGCCGCGACUUCAUUGCUCAGUGUACCGAGGCCGCGAAGGAGUUUAACGCCUGCCGCAUCGUAGAGGGCAAGGACCUGGCAUCUUCAAAGCGGGAGGCUCAAGACGAGCACGUCGAAUCUGCUCGCCCCCUCAAGAUCAAAUUCAGUGAUGCUCCAGAUAUAUCUGGUGACGCUGGCAACCCGGUUCCUGAACGGACUUCUAGUAAAUAA